Messenger RNA from Ylistrum balloti, 1965 nucleotides. Its product is annotated as FAD-dependent oxidoreductase domain-containing protein 2-like. Gene Ontology annotation, molecular function: monooxygenase activity; flavin adenine dinucleotide binding. The transcript has 9 exons. The coding region runs from base 1 to 1854 and encodes 617 amino acids. The record is from RefSeq and is a predicted model, not a curated record. NCBI's taxonomy places the organism in Eukaryota, Metazoa, Mollusca, Bivalvia, Pectinida, Pectinidae.
AUGCUUUCAUACCUGCUUCAUCAAUACAUCAUUCUCCUCGGAGUUUUGUUGACCUUGGUAACUUUGGUGAAAACGUCGACCUAUCAUGAUUACUGCAUUAUCGGAGCAGGACCAGGUGGCCUUCAGAUGGCAUAUUUCCUCGAUCAGAGCAGUAGAGACUAUGUUGUUUUUGAAAGAGCAAAUACAACAGGCAGCUUCUACACAGUGUACCCUAGACACAGAAAAUUAAUAAGCAUAAACAAGAGACAUACAGGAAAAACUAACAAGGAAUUCAACUUGCGACAUGACUGGAAUUCUCUAAUAAGCCAUGAUGAGUCACUUCUUUUUAAACAUUAUUCUAAGGAAAUGUUUCCACAUGCAGAUGCUUUGGUAAAAUAUUUACAAGACUUUCACAGCAAAUUAGGACUGAAUGUCCAGUUUAAUUCAAAUAUGCAAAACAUACGGAGAGUUGCCAAUGAUUCCUCUGCUGAUGGCCAUGUCUACAUGAUGGAGGAUGACGCAGGCAGCGCGUACACUUGCUCAAAAGUCAUAGUUGCCACUGGUAUAGCAGUUCCUAAUGUUCCUAGUGAAGUCCCUGGCAUGGAGUAUGCUGAUGGAUAUGAAUCAGUGUCUAUAAAUCCCGAUGACUUUGAGGGACAGUCUGUUCUCAUACUUGGUAGAGGUAAUGCAGCAUUUGAAGUAGCUGAUUCAAUAUAUGGUUCAACAAAUGUAAUACAUAUGGUUGGGAGGUCAAGAGUUCGACUAGCCUGGGCAACACACUAUGUUGGAGAUCUAAGAGCUGUAAACAAUGGAUUACUAGACACUUAUCAGCUCAAAUCCCUUGAUGGCGUCCUAGAAGCAGGACUUGAUGAAGUAAAAUUGGUCAAACAAGGAUCCAAGUUUAUUCUCCAGUUCAAAGACGAAGAAGAAGACUUAAUGUUUCCCCUUGAUAACUUUGCACUUCGUGAGCCAUAUGAUCGCAUUGUCAGGUGCUUGGGCUUUAAGUUUGACACCUCUAUAUUCAAUGAGACUUCAAAGUUGAUUUUAGGAAAAGGGAGAGCCAAAAAAUUUCCCAAAAUUGAUUACGAUUACCAGUCUAUUAACAACCCUGGGAUGUAUGUGGUGGGCGUCGCCUCCCACUCAUUGGACUUUCGAAAAUCUGCCGGAGGCUUCAUUCAUGGAUACCGUUACACUGCACGCGCCCUUCACCACCUCAUGGAGUGGAGAUAUCACCAGGUGCCCUGGCCGUCUACUACUGGACCAAUCACACAGCUCCUUACUCACAUCAUCAAAAGACUAAAUGAAGCAUCCGGCACCUACCAGAUGUUUGGUAUCCUUGGCGAUGUGAUUAUCCUAAAAGAUAAUGGACGUGAAUAUGUCUACCUCGAGGAAUACCCAAUCAACUUGAUCCAUAGAUUGGAGGAAGACUCUGGACAUCAAGCCUCCAGAAUCAUCGCAGUCGUUCUGCAAUAUGGAGCCAAUUUCUCAGGGCCAGGCAAUGAUAUCUUCCGAGUUGACCGAGCCACGGGAGAGCCAUCGGAAGCCCACACGUCCAACUUUCUUCAUCCUGUAGUUUACUACUAUGAAACACUUCCAACAAAAUCACAAAUGUCGCGCAUCGCCAAGAAUGAGAUUUUGCCUCGCCCAAAGCUGAUGCACCACAUUGUGGAGGAUUUCCUGACUGUCUGGGAUGGUCCACUCAGUCACAUCCUGCCCUUACGUCGCUACCUGGAAAAUGUGCUCAGCAGUGACAUGCGCAACUUUUUCAGUGAGGACUGUAUGGAAAUGGCACUCACACAAAAGACUGUUCCGAUAUUUUGUGAACACUAUUUGGGAGGAGAGGGAAUCUCAGGAUUCCCAGCACUGCAGAGUUAGCUUGGUGUAAUUAGCCAUUCCAUAGUUGAUCAGAUACAUUAACUUGAACAGUGCCUAUAAAUUGACCGGGAUACUUCUUAUUAUGCAUUAUUUUUGUUGAUUCAGAAUCUG